AUGGCACACGCGAUGGAGUUUAUCGAAAAGGAAGACCUUUCUCGCCUCAAUCUGGUGCUGGAGCUGGACAAGCAGAGAGGCGCGAUCAUCACGCACACGAUGCAGAAAUUCCGGUCGGAUACGUGGCUCAUUGCGCGCGCCAACUUUCGGAUCCUGAACGGCAUGGCGUAUACGAAGCCAGCAUCGGCUCGGAUCGCGAUACCUGCUGUUCCAGACCCAUCAGUGGUCAACCCGAAGUCAGAAGAGGAGUUCGUCACGAAGUACGAUGCGAGUAAGUCAGACGUGCCAGAAGGGAAAAUGUGGGAGGGCACGAGCCCUAUUCGCAUGAGCUAA
Messenger RNA from Closterium sp. Naga37s-1, 333 nucleotides. Lineage: Eukaryota; Viridiplantae; Streptophyta; Zygnematophyceae; Desmidiales; Closteriaceae. The record is from the annotation of a GenBank genome assembly.